GGGGCGGGGCGUCGGGCCAGCUGAGCUAUCCGCUCUGACCGCGCCAGUUUGAAUGAAAGCUCCUCAAGAUGGCGGCGGCGGGGGCCGAGGCGCGAGGAGGUGAGGACUGGAGAGCCGCGAGCCUCAGUGCGCCUCCCGGCAAACUCCCGAGGCCCGGGAAGCGGGGCUGGGACUCUCGGGUCGGCCAGAGCGCGACGCGGCGACACGCCGCCUCCCGCCUUGCUGACACCCUGGCCCCAAAAUACGCGCCGCGGGCUUCACCCUUCCUCCGGCCUCUGACCCUCCUCGCGACUCGGCCCGCGAGCACCCCGCAGCCAGCCGCGCCAGGCUCUCGCGGGGCCCGGCCCGUGAGCCCGACGGCGCUGGCAUCCACUCCUUUUCCCCGCGUCGAGGUCCUGCGGGUUCCGUGGCCCGACCCCCGCUGCCCGUCGGACCCGAGGCCCCACCCCGCCUGGUCGCCGAGUGGAGAUAUUCGGGCGGCAGCCGCAGCUCCGGCUUGGUGUGUGCCUUGCCUAGUUUCACUUGAUACUCUUCAGGAAUUAUGUAGAAAAGAAAAACUCACAUGUAAGUCGAUUGGAAUCACCAAAAGGAAUCUAAACAAUUAUGAGGUGGAAUACUUGUGUGACUACAAGGUAGUAAAGGAUAUGGAAUAUUAUCUUGUAAAAUGGAAAGGAUGGCCAGAUUCUACAAAUACUUGGGAACCUUUGCAAAAUCUCAAGUGCCCAUUACUCCUUCAGCAGUUCUCUAAAGACAAGCAUAAUUAUUUAUCUCAGGUAAAGAAAGGCAAAGCAAUAACACUAAAAGACAAUAACAAGGCUUUGAGGCCUGCCAUUGCUGAAUACAUUGUAAAGAAGGCUAAACAAAGGAUAGCUCUGCAGAGAUGGCAAGAUGAACUCAACAGAAGAAAGAAUCAUAAAGGAAUGAUUUUUGUUGAGAAUACUGUGGACUUGGAGGGCCCACCUUCAGACUUCUUCUACAUAAAUGAAUAUAAACCAGCUCCUGGAAUCAGCUUAGUAAACGAAGCUACUUUUGGCUGUUCAUGCACAGAUUGCUUCUUUGAGAAAUGUUGUCCUGCAGAAGCUGGAGUUCUUUUGGCUUAUAAUAAAAAUCAACAAAUUAAAAUCCCACCUGGUACCCCCAUUUAUGAAUGCAACUCAAGGUGUCAGUGUGGGCCAGAUUGUCCCAAUAGGAUUGUACAAAAAGGCACACCAUAUUCACUUUGCAUCUUUCGAACUAGCAAUGGCUGUGGCUGGGGUGUAAAAACUCUUGUGAAGAUUAAAAGAAUGAGUUUUGUUAUGGAAUACGUUGGAGAGGUGAUCACAAGUGAAGAAGCUGAAAGACGGGGGCAGUUAUAUGACAACAAAGGAAUCACGUAUCUCUUUGAUCUGGACUAUGAAUCUGAUGAAUUCACAGUAGAUGCAGCUCGCUAUGGAAAUGUGUCUCAUUUUGUGAAUCACAGUUGUGACCCAAAUCUUCAAGUGUUCAAUGUUUUCAUUGAUAACCUCGAUACUCGUCUUCCCCGAAUAGCAUUAUUUUCCACAAGAACCAUAAGUGCUGGAGAAGAACUCACUUUUGAUUAUCAAAUGAAAGGUUCUGGGGAUAUAUCUUCAGAUUCUAUUGACUACAGCCCAGCCAAAAAGAGGGUCAGAACUGUGUGCAAGUGUGGAGCUGUGACUUGCAGAGUAAAACUUCAAUCAGGAAAACUUUUCAUCUCUUUCUCAUUAUGGGAUUUCUAUUCAUGAUGUCCGACAUAAAGGUAAAUGCAAAUUAUCUAGCUUUUUGUAUUCCUAAUUAAGUCCUGCCUAAGCUCAUUGCCUUAGGUUUAAUGACCUAAAAUAUAAGCAUAGGUAAAAUUGAAAUGACUUCAGGAAUGCAGCACUUGCAAAUAUCCUCUUAAUCUUUAACCUCCUUUUUUUUUUUUUGAGAAGCUACAAUAUAUUCACCUAUACCACCAUCACAUGACUUUGCUUUUUGAUAUAGUGUAGGGUUGUUUACAUAAUAGAGCCUCAAAGAGUUUAUCUGCUCACCAGAAACUGCAAGUUUUAAGUGAAAGUGCAUUUUUUUUUACUGUCAUGUUUUCUUUAUGAAAAAUUAGUGGUGAGAAAGGGUCACAAAUUUAUAGGUUGCUCCCAAAAGCCAAGUUUACUUUGAAUGAUGGUUCUCAUGAGUUUAAAGAUAUAAAUUUAGUAUUUUUAAGUGUUUUACAAUCUUAUGUCUACUUUAUGUGUUUUUUAAAAAAGUGUAAAACUUAAGGGCAAAGGGAAAAUUACUUUUUAGUAAACUUGUUUUGUCCUUUUAUUAGAAAUUUAAUGGACCUUUGAACUUUUAAAUGCCUUUGUUGCCCUUAUGUUAGUAAAAUAGAAACUUGAAAUGAAGCUAUUAGGCACAUUAACUAUUUUAAAUCAGCAUUUAGCUUCUUCUAGUUUCUUAAGUUGUUAGAAUUUAUUGUCUCGCUAUAAAACAAAUAUAUUCAACGACAGUAUUUUAAUCAAACUUAGACUGUAAAUUGAUCCAUGUUUAAGUUGUAUUUCUUUUCAUAUCUACAUAGGAUGUGAUACCAUAAGUGGUAAUCUCAGGUUUUUUCCUCCCAUUUGCAAAUUCCAGGCAGCACUUACUUUUCCUACACUUCAACAGUUUUCUUUAGCAAAACUUAGUUAACAUUUGCUUUGCUAUUACCUAGCUUUUGUUUCUGAAUAUUUUACUAUCAUUUCCAGUAAAGCUACAAAUGAGGUAGGAAAAUACUGAUAGAUUCCUGCCAAUCUGCUAUUAAGAUUAACCAAAGGUUUAUAUAAUGUUACCUGCUUUUAAGAAAUUCUAAAAAAGUUUAUCAUUGUCAUGCUUCAUGUACUUGAAUAUUAAAGUAGAAUUUUACACUUUAGAGGUAUUCAUCCACACUAUCUACUUAAUGUUUUUUUGAGUGAGGUACGUGUUACUAUUACCAUGUACUUAAACAUUCUAAGUACUGUCUUUAAGUGCAAAGGAAUUUUUAAGGUAGAACUAAUAUUCAUUCAGCAAGUCUUAAGUCUUUCAUAUGUAUUCAAUGCUUCUCAUAAAUCUGUGAGAUUGGGGCUGUUGCCCAUUAGUACACAGAAAUAGUUUUACACUGGAUACGUAACUCUGACAUGCCCAGGAUCACUCAGCUAGUAGGCAGUAAACAAUCUAAUUUUUAACAUUAAGCCAACUCCAGACUUUAAAAAUCAGUACCAGCUAUUAAACUUCUAAGUUGUGCGCUACCUCGGUAAGGUACAUGACAAACGACUGGGUUUCUUGCGGUACAUCUUGGUGUUCUGAAACUUCUUCCCCCCUUAACUCCAUUUACACUUUACAGUCCUUUAAGUGAAACUCAAGUAGACAAUACAGUUAAUCCUGCAUUUUGAAAGGCAUAGAUUAGAGCAUAGAGUUAAGAGACUACAGUGAGUUACCUGUGUCUGAGUCCUGCCUUAGCACCUGGUAACUAUGUGGGCUAAUAACGUCAUGCUUUAACCAUCUCAUCUGUGCACGAGGAUAAUAAAUGUUGCCUACCUCAAAUCAAGGGUGAUUUCAGUAAAAUGUGACAAAGCAUCAUAUAGAAACAUUAGUAAUUAUUCUGUACUAUAAAUUUUUAAAUCUAGUAAAUUCAUUUAACCAGAAUUUUAUUAUGACAGAUUCACAUAAAACAAUAAAAAUGUGGCAAUAUCUAAUAUUAAAUUGACAGUAUGAUUAUAGAAUGCCAAGAAUAUACUGAGAAGAAUGUUUAUAGACACUUGCAUGAACAUCCACCUUGUAUCAUAACUGCCCAGUUUUCUCCCCAGUGCAAAUUGAAAAGGGCUAACCUUUUUUAUAACAUCUGGGAAUGGAACAUUCUCAAAAAAAAAAAAAAA
Molecule: messenger RNA, 3860 nt
Organism: Condylura cristata (star-nosed mole)
Lineage: Eukaryota; Metazoa; Chordata; Mammalia; Eulipotyphla; Talpidae
Gene: SUV39H2
Product: suppressor of variegation 3-9 homolog 2 (Drosophila)
Exons: 7
Coding region: 69-1742 (557 amino acids)
Cellular component (GO): nucleus
Molecular function (GO): histone H3K9 methyltransferase activity; zinc ion binding; protein binding
Source: RefSeq, a predicted model, not a curated record